AUGGCAAACCCAACAACAAAACCCAGUCCUCUUUCUCUUCUUGUUCUUCACACAUUGUACUUUCUCUCAUACUCCUUGUUCCUUCAUUCAACCUUGGCCAAAUCAACCACCUUCAAUGUUGUAGACUUUGGAGCCAACCCAGAUGGACAAACCGACUCCACCGAGGCCUUCCUCAGUGUUUGGAACAAAGCUUGUGACUCAGCAAAACCUGUAGGCAUUUACGUGCCACAAGGGCAAUUCUUGUUGAGUAAAGUCACCUUCACUGGCCAAUGUAACAACAACGCCAUCUCCAUAACCAUUGAUGGCACCUUGGUCGCUCCAUCUGACUACAAUGUCAUCGGAAACGCCGGAUAUUGGUUGAAUUUCAACCAAGUUUCCGGCGUUUCCAUUCACGGUGGAGUGCUUGAUGGCCAAGGCACUUACCUUUGGGAUUGCAAGAACUUAGGCCAAACUUGCCCACUUGGAGCUACGACACUUGGAUUCAGCAACUCUGACAACAUUGUCAUCACUGGGUUGACCUCUCUUAAUAGUCAAAUGUUCCACGUAGUAUUCAAUGGAUGCCACACCGUCAAAGUACAUGGAUUGACAGUCAAAGCUGCCGGAAACAGCCCUAACACCGACGGCAUCCACGUCCAAUUCUCCUCCGACGUCACCAUCCUCAAACCCAGAAUUCGAACCGGCGAUGAUUGCAUCUCGGUUGGCCCCGGCACUAAGAACUUGUGGAUUGAAGAUGUUGCAUGUGGUCCUGGCCAUGGGAUAAGCAUUGGAAGCUUAGGAUGGGACUUGAGAGAACCUGGUGUAAAAAAUGUGACAGUUAAAACAGCUACAUUCUCCAAGACUCAAAACGGUUUUAGAAUAAAGUCUUGGGGAAGGGCCAGUAAUGGAUUUGUGAAGGAUGUUCAUUUUGAACAUGCAAUUAUGACUGAUGUCCAAAACCCCAUUGUAAUAGACCAAAAUUACUGCCCUUAUUACAAGGACUGCCCUAGUCAGGCCUCUGGGGUAAAGGUAAGUGAUGUAUCAUACAAAGAUAUUCAUGGAACAUCUGCAACAAAGGUUGCUGUGAAAUUUGACUGCAGUUCAAAGCACCCAUGCAAAAGGAUAAGGUUGGAGGAUGUGAAGCUCACUUACAAGAGCCAAACUCCCCAAGCUUUGUGUAAGCACGCCGCUGGAACGGCAUUCGGAGUAGUUCAACCGGAGAGUUGCUUUUAG
This is a messenger RNA of Gastrolobium bilobum, 1209 nucleotides long. Its product is annotated as polygalacturonase-like. NCBI's taxonomy places the organism in Eukaryota, Viridiplantae, Streptophyta, Magnoliopsida, Fabales, Fabaceae. The coding region runs from base 1 to 1209 and encodes 402 amino acids. Gene Ontology annotation, molecular function: polygalacturonase activity. Gene Ontology annotation, biological process: carbohydrate metabolic process. The record is from RefSeq and is a predicted model, not a curated record. The transcript is spliced from 4 exons.